Messenger RNA from Paramecium sonneborni, 437 nucleotides. Lineage: Eukaryota; Ciliophora; Oligohymenophorea; Peniculida; Parameciidae. The record is from the annotation of a GenBank genome assembly.
AUGGAGACAGAAACUCAAUAUCAAAUUUCUCCAGAAGGUGUGUGUUACUAAUUAUAUCUUUAGAUAUCGAAUUUCUGAAUGAUAAAUAUCGUCUGGUUUUCACAUACCCUGCAGCAACAUUUGCCAUUUCUGCUAUUAUCCUUGCAUCCACAAGAUUUUUGAGUUUUCCGAUAUUCUUUAGAAAUCCUCUAGAAGUAAUCACUAAAAUAAUUUAUCAGUCUCCAGAAGGUAAUGCUCUCUUUUAUACCAGACUAUCAAAAAUGGCGAAACCACCAUUAUUAUUAUAUGGCGCAUGUGUAGGAGGAGCAAUUGGGUUAUUUUAGUAUGAAUUAGCUAAAUAUCACAUAUUUGUUAAAUAUAAAACUUUAGUAAAUACUUAUUUGGAUGCUUGUGAAGCUGUCUAUGUGAGUGAAUUAAAAAAAACUCAAGAAAAAUGA